GGCGCGGCGGCGGCCGCGGGAGGAGGAUGGGGGCCAACCAGCUGGUGGUGCUCAACGUGUACGACAUGUACUGGAUGAACGAAUACACCUCAUCCAUUGGAAUUGGAGUUUUUCAUUCAGGAAUUGAAGUAUAUGGCAGAGCUGUUGUUUUAGGGAGCACUGACUUCCUAGAAGAUGACAUAGAGAAAAUUGUAGAAGAACUGGGAAAAGAAUACAAAGGCAACGCCUAUCAUUUGAUGCAUAAAAACUGCAAUCACUUUUCUUCGGCUUUAUCAGAGAUCCUCUGUGGGAAAGAGAUUCCUCGCUGGAUCAAUCGGCUGGCCUACUUCAGCUCCUGCAUCCCCUUCCUGCAGAGUUGCCUCCCGAAGGAGUGGCUCACUCCCGCAGCCCUGCAGUCGAGCGUCAGCCAGGAACUCCAGGACGAACUGGAGGAGGCGGAGGACGCCGCCGCGUCCACUCCCAUGGCGGGCACUGCGGCAGGCCCCCGGCCCGGGCGCCACACUAAACUAUAACCGGCUCCAAAGGCACACGUUCAGAACUGUCUCCGGCAGCUGAAUAUCCUGAGAGAGAAGUAGAAGAGAAGCGUCCUCUGGCUAUUUUGUAUGCAACGAUGGCUCUCCCCCAUAUCCCAGUUCUUCAGCUCAGGAUUAUAUUUGUAAUCAAAAACAUCACUUAGGAGGGAGAACUUUGUGUGAAGCUGCCCUCUUUUUUACCCACUUGUAAAUUUGGAUUUACUUCUGUUUUAUACCAGCUCUGUUAAGUUAUGUUUACAGUAUUUUGUAUCGCUGUUUACAAAUCUCCCAUGGACUCCUGCCACCGUGAAAGAAGAAAAUCUUCAUGUCUUCAAAGGAGGCGGGUAAUCUUUGUACACUUGCGACAGUUGCCAGAGCUGUGGCACGAAUAGGCGCACACAGGUACUCACGGUUCCAGUCACCGUCGCUGCUGGCGAGUUGUCCUCUGGGUGGGCUGUGGGUCACGUUUUGGCCUCGAGGUGCAGCGUGGUGAAGGAGCACACAGCCCUUGGGCUUGGGGCCGUGGUCUGCAUGGGAGGCAGCCGAGCCUGGGCCUCCUUCCUCCGCGCACUCCCUCCCCUCCGAGGAGCACGUCUCUGAGGUCCCAAGAGCAGUUCCCUUCGUCCCUGACAUCCGUCCUCCUGGGCAGGGUGGUACAUUCUUGUGUCUGUCUGGUUUUGAUGCCUCUGAUUCUGUAACUAAGAUGUUUCUCGUUAGAGAUAUUCUUGCUAGUAACUGACGAGUGUUUUUGCACACGUGUUGGGGAGCUUCAGUUUUAUUUUAAUACAUGUUGAUAUCCUCCCUGCACAGGGUUCUGUUGACGGGGUGGGAUAUUCUACGUGGUAGCCUUCUGAGUAGCAGUGUGAGUUGACAUUCAACUGCUUUUAACUAUUCAGGCUGCCUUUUAUACUACACCUUGAAAACUAGAGUCUAAAGGAACACUCUCCAAAAAGGCAAUUCUUUGAUAUUUCAGACAUUUUAUGUACCACAUCAGGAAGAGUGUGUUCGAGUUUGUUAGUUUGUUCUGGGAGUAGUUUCACCUCACAAUAGAAAGCGUAGUCUCAUUGACUUCCUGUUGAAAGACCAUAUUUGUGUGUCUUAAAAUUCAUCUUUUUCUGUUCUCUCGAAUGUAUGUCUCUUACAUACAUGCUCUAAGAAUGAAAUUGUCACCACAGAUAAGUCCUCACUGGCGAGGAAUCUGUCGGCUCAAGCCUACUCCCAGUUGACCCUUGGAUGUAAGACCCAAGUCAUUACAUGUCAAAUUCACUUUUUCUGCCUUAAGAAUGAAUGUCCUACGUAAAAUAUUGGAUGCAGUGUAUAAAUUGUCCAAGGCAGUGACUUCAGCUUUAUAUAUAUUGUUAAUUUUAAAGUCGUUUACUUUUAUUUAAACUUCUAGAUUGGACUGUUUGCUAUUGCUCUUUGUAAAGAUACAUAUCUUUCAGUAAACUACAUUUUUAACUUUUGCAUAAGCUGAUUUGAUUCAUUUUAUCAACAUAAGCACACCCUGUUCAUAGGGAAAAUAAACCUUGGGUUGUAAGCAUUGACCUGAGGAAAAUGAAGCCACUUACCUAAUUGAUGCUUUUGACUGUUCUGUUUCUGGAGAGGAAAGCCUUU
This is a messenger RNA of Ceratotherium simum simum (southern white rhinoceros), 2126 nucleotides long. The record is from RefSeq and is a predicted model, not a curated record. Lineage: Eukaryota; Metazoa; Chordata; Mammalia; Perissodactyla; Rhinocerotidae.